AUUUAUGUGAAACAGUGCAGACAGACUAACCAUAUUACAGACAAGGUUUAGCGGAUCAAGAAAAAAUCACCUGCAAGGACCCAGAACAUACCAUCUCGUCAGAGUUAAGGACAUAACCAGUACACAUGGACAACAUCCGGUGUGCUUUAUCCCGUUAAAUCGACGCCCAUAAUGGCAAAGAGUAAUAUGUAAACUUGACGUCACUAAGUUGUUGAUAAGAGUUGUUGAUAAUCUUGUCGGAAGGUUUAGUAAUGACCAGUUGAACCUGAGCCGUCUGAAAAUGAAAUGGAUGCUGGCCUAUUUCACUUUGAGCCUGUCAAUAGGCGGUGUGUACAGCGACACGACGGUGACGAUCCACUCUCAAUGGUUGGCACAGGGAGGUAGUGCUCGCUAUGACAGUAACAGGUGGAACAAGCACAAUAGCCUUGAUCAGGAGUCCCUUAUUCCCGAAUGUCGGAACCUUCGGACUGACGCUGGGCGCUGGAAUAACAAUGGCUUUAGUUAUCGUCUCUUCGAAGAUUGGCCUGAGGAUCCAAACCGUAGCGGCUACCCAGAUCCCAGCUACUUGAAGAAUGCCACCAAGCAGAAGGAACUGUUUUCCUUGUACCUUGCUAACAUUAACAGUGGUUAUGAGAACGACAUGAUCAUGAUGUCGAGAGGUUUGUUUUACCCGAGUUGGAUGAACCAGUCCGAACAUGCAGGUCAAUUCCCCAACAACGUCGAUGCUGCUGCAGAGUUCAUGAUGUUGAUGGUGCAAGGAGUUUAUGAUUUCACCAAAGGACAGAUCCCACCCUACAUUGAACCCAUGAAUGAACCGGACACCAAAUUUAACAUCUUGAAUUUCACAACAGUUGCCACGUUCCACAAAUCAGUUGCGGAGAAACUCCAUGCAAGAUUUAACAUCAAAGUUACUGGUCCCACACUUGAUGGUUUCGCCAGAAAUUCGGACAGAAACAACUUUACCGACUGGAAAACAGUGGCAAAUUUCAUGGACCUCACUUUAGACUAUUUAGAUGUGUUUUCCUUUCAUUCGUACAACUCACUUAUAGUCUCGGGAAAAUCUCACAAUUUCACUGGGAUGAAUGAAGCAAGGUUAGUAGCAUUUGUCGACCUGGUUGAAAAUUAUGCCUCUCUGAAGACAGGGAAGAUUGUCCCCCUUGUUAUCAGUGAGUAUGGUCGCGACAUCGUGAAAGGAAUCAGCCCAACUGCUCCAUCAGCAAUAGUAGAUUUUGCAACAAUAUACCACUCCAAUGCCCACCGAUUUACCCAGCUAGGUCUUAGGGAAUACAUUGACAGAACAGUGGUGUUUCUUUUAGCCAAUAAUGAAUAUCCUUUUCCCAACUCGCAACUUUUCACUAACCGAGGACGACCUAAACGUGUCAUCGACGUCUUCAAGUUCUGGUACAAAUUCACGCCAGACUACUCCUUUAUCAGAACUACCAGCCAGUAUGAUGGAGUGGAACGAACGGUGUCGCCGUUAGCAAUGUCUAGUUCCCUACAUAAUGAAACCGUCAUUCUUUUGCAUAGCUAUUCUCAGAAGUCACAGGCCGUGAAGCUAGACUUUGAAGACGACUGGAUCAAACCAACCAAUGGAGAAGCUACUUGUAUCACCAUCAAGGACGACUGGUACCCAGUCAUCACAUUCAAUGAAACCUUCGAUAUCCAGAAAACCCAGGGAAUUGUUGAACUUCCUCCUGAAGCAACAUGUCACUUCACAUUCAAGACCCCCUCAGACCAACUACCUAAUGUCACACUCAAUGAAACCACAUACUACGGAGCUGAUACACUUAUAUCAAUCAAGGGCAAUAUCGCCUUAACAGUAAUAGCUCUUCCAAAUGGUCAAUAUCACAGUGCCAGACUGAGAGUUUCUGCCAGUUGGCCGAUUAAUGAAGAAACAGUGUAUCAUAUCUUACCUUGAACCUCCACCUCCUUGAAUCUUUCUAUAAGCUGUAUGAUGCCAACAUGAUUGGAAGUACCACCUUUUGGGAGGUCUGGGAGUUUGCUGUCCCAACCUCCCUGUUUGCCACCGGGCCUAACCAAGUACAGAUUCACUUCUCUAACAACAUGACAGCGGGACAUGUUUCUUCAGUUGCUCUUGUCACAGCCAAGUUUGUCCAAACUGACUUAAAGUCAUGAUAAUGAUAUAUUCCUCAACUUUGACAUUAUUAAACAAA
Molecule: messenger RNA, 2174 nt
Organism: Haliotis rufescens (red abalone)
Lineage: Eukaryota; Metazoa; Mollusca; Gastropoda; Lepetellida; Haliotidae
Exons: 4
Coding region: 281-1918 (545 amino acids)
Source: RefSeq, a predicted model, not a curated record